This is a messenger RNA of Corticium candelabrum, 2559 nucleotides long. Its product is annotated as zinc finger MYM-type protein 1-like. Bases 1 to 2559 code for a protein of 852 amino acids. The record is from RefSeq and is a predicted model, not a curated record. The transcript is spliced from 4 exons. Lineage: Eukaryota; Metazoa; Porifera; Homoscleromorpha; Homosclerophorida; Plakinidae. Gene Ontology annotation, molecular function: protein dimerization activity.
AUGUAUCUUCGCUUAGGGAGCACUCAAGAUUCUAUGGCCAAUGAGUUUUCGGAUAGUUUAUCUAAGAAAUCAAAGGAACUCAAUCAGAAGACCAGUGAAGCUGAUUUUCGUGAUCGCUCUAGGAAGCAACUGUCUGUGCCAUUGACAAUAAUGCUAUACACAGACUGGAGUUGGGGUAUGUUGGAAGGAGAUGAGCUGAGAAGAGAUAUUUCAACUCAAUAUGGUUACACAUAUACUGCUCAUGACAAAGAAGUGUCAGUGAAUGAUCCGAUCUACUACGUAGGCAGAGUCGUUUCCGACGUUGACAAGAUAUGCCUGCUGCAAAAUAAAUGGUGUCCACCCACCGGUUGUAAAUUUCAGAGCACGGGCGGCCGUCGUUACAAUCCAGAGUGGGAGAGUCAAUACAGAUGGCUGAGAUAUUCUCCUAGUACUGACGCCUGCUUUUGUUGCUACUGUGUGCUGUUUGGUGAUGAGUCACUGUCUGCUACUGCUUUCAAGACAACUGGCUUUUGUGACUGGAAGAACGCAGUUGGAGUAAAGCGUGGUGUACUGCUUUGUCAUGAGAAAAGUGAAAUUCACAAGAAUGCUUGCAUAAAAACAUUAUCUUUCAAGAAUGUGGUCGAAGGAAAGAAAAAUGAUAUUUGUACCAGCAGAUCUAAAGAAUAUGAAGAGAGAGUCAAACGUAAUCGGGCAAUUAUUCUAGCUGUAAUAGAUGUCGUUAUUGCUCUCGGUCAGCGAAAUGUUCCCUUUCGGGGUCACAGUUGGGACAAAGUUCUGAGAAAAGAAUCCAGUAACUUUGAAUACUUCCUCCAUUGGCAGUCUCAGUUCAAUCCUACUCUGAAAAGUCAUCUAGAGCACGGAAAGAAGAACGCCUGUUACAAGAGCCCGAAAAUACAAAAUGAGCUGAUAGAGUUAGCCGGUGUUGAGGUGAGAGACAAAAUACUGGAAGAUGCUCAUGCCGCUAAAUGGUUUUCGUUGAUGGCGGAUGAGUGCACAGAUACAGCUAACGUAGAGCAGAUGUCAGUCUGUAUCAGGUUUGUUGACGACUCUGUACCCGGUCAGGUUCAAGUGAGAGAAGAGUUCUUAGGAUUCGUCAAAUUGGAUUGUGCAGAUGCUCUGUCUAUUUUCAAUGCUAUUGUCAAUUUUAUGAAAGAGUGCAAUUUGGAUAUUCGUUAUCUUCGUGGCCAGGGCUACAACGGUGCUGCAGUUAUGUCAGGAAAAGUUUCCGGUGUCUCUGCUCGAAUUCUUCAGUUACAACCAAAGGCUAUAUACCAGCAUUGUCGGUCACAUAGACUGAAUUUGGUUAUUGCAUCUUCUUGUAGGCAAGUCCCUUUAAUUCAGGACUUGUUUAACUCGUUAGGAACACUGACGUGGUUUCUAGGAGGCAGUCCAAAAAGAAAAGUUAUCCUUUGUAGGCAUUUGAUAGCAGGAGACAUAGCUGAAUUGAUUACAGCAGAAGACAAGGAAGAAGAAGAACCAGAAGAAGAACUAGAAGAAAACUUAGAACAGGAGGAAACUUCGAAACUAAGUGAUAUGCUUAUUCGUAAAUCGUCAUCAAGGCAAGUCCCAGUACUGUGUGAGACAAGGUGGUCGGCUCGAUUGGCAACACUGUCCAGUGUCUCGGCCAAAUACAAAGCCAUAUACCUUGCACUGCAAGAUAUUGUUGCAGAGAGCUCUGGCACUGAUUCGAGGGCGAAAGCUUCAUCUUACCUCAGACUUUUACAGUCCUCUAGUUUUAUUGUUUGCUUGGUCGUUAGUCAGUACAUUCUGAGCUUUUGUGAUCCUCUGACGAAGCAAUCUCCAAACUGUGACGUUCUGAAGGCUUAUCAAACAGCCAAGCUGCUUCGCACAACGAUUUCUGCGCAACGACGUGAAGACAAGUUUAAAGAAUUAUGGGAAAGAGUUCAAACAGUUGCAGGCGAGGUGGAUGCCCAAAUUGAUAAACCUAGAACCGCAAUAAGAAGCACCUACAGAAGCAAUGCUGGCAUGCAGACUGCGGAACAGGACAGCGCUGUGGCAUACUUCAGAAGAAACGUGUACUACCCUUUCAUUGAUCACGCUGUGACAGAGCUCAACAAUCGCUUCCCUGAUACAUCUGAAUCAAUGCUCAUUGGGUAUAGACUUCUUCCUAGCAGUGUUAGCAGUAUAACAAGAUCUGAGGUGAAUUCAAUUAAGCUCUUCUAUGGUCCAGACUUACCAAAUGGAGCUACAUUCGAGCCUGAAGUAGAAGUUUGGAAAACCAAAUGUUUUCAACUUCCUGAGAAAGACAGGAGAGUAACAUUAACGGAUGCCGCAAAGAUGGCAGACAGUCAAUAUUUCCCCAAUAUUCAUGAGAUUUUCAAACUUAUUCUAACAUCUCCUGUUGGUUCCGUGCCGUGCGAAAGAUCGUUUUCGGCUCUCCGGAGAUUGAAGGAGUGGUCGAGAUCAACAAUGACGCAAGAAAGACUGUGUGGCUUAGCUCUUUUAUAUAUUCAUAGAGACGUGGCUGUAAGCAGAGAGAAUGUCUUACAAAGAUUUGAUUGUACAAGACACCGCCGAUUGGGGCAAUUGUCGUUAUAG